Oppia nitens is the source of this 975-nucleotide messenger RNA. Its product is annotated as probable maltase-glucoamylase 2. The transcript is spliced from 3 exons. The coding region runs from base 1 to 975 and encodes 324 amino acids. Lineage: Eukaryota; Metazoa; Arthropoda; Arachnida; Sarcoptiformes; Oppiidae. The record is from RefSeq and is a predicted model, not a curated record. Gene Ontology annotation, biological process: carbohydrate metabolic process. Gene Ontology annotation, molecular function: alpha-1,4-glucosidase activity.
AUGUAUUGGGUCGGAGCCGAUAUAUGCGGUUUUCAGGGCCAGACCACACCCGACCUGUGCCGCCGAUGGCAUCAAUUGGGCGCUUUCUAUCCGUUCAGUCGCAACCAUAACGAUCUAUCCGUCCAGUCCGAUCAGGAUCCGGCCGUUUGGAAAGAGAUGGGCCAUCCGGAGGUUACCGAUACUGCUCGGGCAGCCCUACAGCUCAGGUACCAGUUGUUACCGCAUUUGUAUACACUGUUCUACGAAUCGCAUACGACUGGGUCGACAGUUGCCCGACCCAUGCAUCACGUUUGGCCAUUGGAUGCAACCACUCAUACGAUUGAUCAACAGUUUAUGUGGGGUUCAAGUGUACUGAUAUCGCCGUUUGUGUUUGAGAACCAGAAGGAAGUUAAGGCAUACCUACCGGCGGCUGAUGUCUGGUAUGAAGUGCGACCCGAAAUCAAACGCGUACCGAAUGUCGGCUACAUUACAAUCCCCGAUACACCGGCCAGUCCGCCACCCGUUCAUCUGCGCGGUGGUCACGUAAUAUCGAUGGUCAGUACCGACAAACUAGUGACCACUCAAUCUGAUUCGUUCAAACAUUUGCAACUGGUUGUACUACCCGACGGUAAAACUGGUCAAUCAUAUGGACAGUUGUUUUGGGACGACGGUGAUAGUAUAGAUACUAUUGAACGAAAUGCCUAUAAUCUGUAUUCAAUUAGACUGACCGGUGCUAACUGUACGGUAAGUAUUGUUGCCGAUAAACAUGGUUUAGACAAAUCAGUGGUCAAACCAACCAUCGAUCGGCUAGUAGUUGCCGGUACUAGACAAAUGCCCGGCCAAUUGGUAGCCACUGUUGACGGUAAACAAGUUCAGGCCAAACAUGUUAACGGUAGGACAGAAAUCGAUGUCAACCAACUGUUGGAUACGACAUCCACUAAUCAAUGGACAGUCCAGUGGAAAGAUAGUCAGUCAGGAAAAUGUGAUUUAUUGUGA